CUGCCCGCGGGGCCAGGCGCUCUCUGCUCGGGGAGCCCGGGGCGCGGCGGGGGCAUGGCUCGGGCGGCGUGGGGACUGCUGUGGCUGCUGCUGGGCAGCGCCGGGGCGCAGUACGAGAAGUACAGCUUCCGGGGCUUCCCGCCUGAGGAUCUGAUGCCGCUGGCCGCGGCCUACAGCCACGCUCUAGAGCAGUACGAGGGCGAGAGCUGGCGCGAGAGCGCGCGCUACCUGGAGGCGGCGCUGCGGCUGCACCGGCUGCUGCGCGACAGCGAGGCCUUCUGCCACGCCAACUGCAGCGGCCCGGCGUCGCCCGCCGCCUCGCAGCACCGGCCCGCGCCCGGCCCCGACGGCGGCGGCGAGGACUGGGCGCGCGAGCUGCGGCUCUUCGGCCACGUCCUGGAACGUGCCGCCUGUCUGCGGCGCUGCAAGCGGACGCUGCCUGCCUUCCAGGUGCCCUACCCUCCUCGCCAGCUGCUGCGCGACUUUCAGAGCCGUCUGCCCUACCAGUACCUGCAUUAUGCACUCUUCAAGGCUAACCGGCUGGAGAAGGCGGUCGCCGCAGCCUACACCUUCCUCCAGAGGAACCCGAAGCACGAGCUGACCGCCAAGUAUCUCAGCUAUUACCGGGGGAUGCUGGACGUCGCCGAUGAGUCCCUUACGGACCUAGAGGCCCAGCCCUAUGAGGCGGUGUUCCUCCGGGCUGUGAAGCUCUACAACAGUGGGGACUUCCGCAGCAGCGCCGAGGACAUGGAGCGGGCCCUGGCCGAAUACCUGGCCGUUUUUGCCCGGUGUCUGGCUGGCUGUGAGGGAGCCCAGGAGCAGGUGGACUUCAAGGACUUCUACCCAGCCAUAGCAGAUCUCUUUGCAGAGUCUCUGCAGUGCAAGGUGGACUGUGAGACCAAUUUGACCCCCAACGUGGGUGGCUACUUCGUGGAAAAGUUCGUGGCCACCAUGUAUCACUACCUGCAGUUUGCCUACUACAAAUUGAAUGACGUGCGCCAGGCUGCCCGCAGCGCUGCCAGCUACAUGCUCUUCGACCCCAAGGACAGCGUCAUGCAGCAGAACCUGGUGUACUACCGCUUCCACCGGGCACGCUGGGGCCUGGAAGAGGAGGACUUCCAGCCCCGGGAGGAGGCCACCCUCUACCACAACCAGACUGCCGAGCUGUGGGAGCUGCUGGAGUUCACACACAUGUACCUGCAGUCAGAUGACGAGAUGGAACUGGAGGAGACCGAAGUGACCCCAGAACCCAAGGAACCCCCAUCCGACGCUGAGUUUGAGGGGGAAGGUGACUACGAGGAGGGCCUCUAUGCUGACUGGUGGCAGGAGCCAGAUGCCAAGGGUGAUGAGGCUGAGGCUGAGCCGGAGCCUGAACUGGCAUGAAACGGGCGCCACCCCGCACCCAUCGGGAGUUUGGGGAGCCUGAACAGCAGCAAGAACUAUUUAUUAAACAUUAAAAUGGACACAGCUGCUUGAGCCCCCAUCCUGCCCCACCUGUGAGCGAUGCUCCCCAGACCCCAUCCGGCCUCUUCCGUCUCUGGGCCACAGAUGGUGGCGGUGCUGCAGGUUGGCAGAGGUCCUCUUCCUCCCCACUGCUCCCCCAGCCUGGACAGUCUCCUGGAGAAGUGCCAGCUGCUGACCAGAGUCUCAACCUGAGGUGCAGGGGGACAGUGGGGUUAUGAUGAACACUGGACCAGGAGUCCUGAGCGUUCUGGCACCCUGACACCUGGUGCUUAAUAAACGUUUUAUUGUUGAAUGUGU
Sciurus carolinensis (gray squirrel) is the source of this 1761-nucleotide messenger RNA. RefSeq names its product prolyl 3-hydroxylase family member 4 (inactive) (gene P3h4). Lineage: Eukaryota; Metazoa; Chordata; Mammalia; Rodentia; Sciuridae. The record is from RefSeq and is a predicted model, not a curated record. The transcript has 8 exons. Bases 55 to 1383 code for a protein of 442 amino acids. Gene Ontology annotation, cellular component: endoplasmic reticulum. Gene Ontology annotation, molecular function: protein binding; collagen binding. Gene Ontology annotation, biological process: collagen fibril organization; peptidyl-lysine hydroxylation.